This is a messenger RNA of Armigeres subalbatus, 2591 nucleotides long. RefSeq lists its product as uncharacterized. Gene Ontology annotation, biological process: Golgi calcium ion transport; calcium ion transmembrane transport; manganese ion transmembrane transport. Gene Ontology annotation, cellular component: Golgi apparatus. The coding region runs from base 509 to 1945 and encodes 478 amino acids. The transcript is spliced from 6 exons. NCBI's taxonomy places the organism in Eukaryota, Metazoa, Arthropoda, Insecta, Diptera, Culicidae. The record is from RefSeq and is a predicted model, not a curated record. Gene Ontology annotation, molecular function: calcium ion transmembrane transporter activity; manganese ion transmembrane transporter activity.
CUUCGAAGUUUGACGUCCGUGUUUGACAGGCUCGGGUGACGCAUUUUUUAUUGCCCUCUUUUUGCAUCCACCGCACAGCAAAAAGGAGUGAUUUUUGUAAAAGUUUAUUCACUUCAUUCGCGUCAUCUGCCCACGCAAAAGCCAGUAGUAGUCUCCGGUGAUUCGUCGCGGUUUGAAUUUCGACUGAGUGCGAUAAUAUUCCGUGGAUAUUUUGGAAGGCCGUUCUGGUGUUUGUGGCAGCAUUUUCACGUCGGUCGCUGUCUAAAAAUAAAGUGCAGUUAGGAAGCGCUACAGAAGCGAAAGUAAAUCAACCAAAUCGCUUGGUGCUAAGUGCAGCUCUGGGAAUUAUCCCGAAGGUGCUCUGUGUUUGGAUUUAAUUAUUAAGCUAAUCGCCCUUGUGGUAAUUAUUGAUUGAUAGUCCUAGUUAUAUAAGUACAUAGUGUCGGUAUACAAAGUAUCGGAAAUUUCCGAAGGAUUGUCAGCUUUGUAGACGUCACACAGAAGGAAAAUGUCCGGCAAAAGUUACAUGGCCAAGUUCAUGAUUCGGAACAUUGUCCAAAUGGUGGUCAACUGUUCCUACAUUUGCGUGUUCUAUAUGAUGCUGCUGAGCUUGCUGGACACGGCGGGGGUCGGUGCGAACAAACUUCCCGAAGAGGACGUAUCGAUGGUGACGGAGGUGAACAAUGCAGACAUCGGCAGCAGUGACCUCCCCGCGGAAAAGUCCGGCGGUUUCUUCAACUCCGAGGUGGGCUUCGUACACGCCUUCGUCGCGUCGUUCUCGGUCAUCAUCGUGUCGGAGCUGGGCGACAAGACGUUCUUCAUCGCGGCCAUCAUGGCCAUGCGGCAUCCCCGGCUGACGGUGUUCACCGGUGCGAUUGCCGCCCUGGCCCUGAUGACGGUGCUGUCGGCCGUAUUCGGCAUGGCGGCCACCAUCAUUCCCCGGGUGUACACCUACUACAUCUCGACGGCGCUGUUCGCCCUGUUCGGGCUGAAGAUGCUCAGGGAUGGCUACUACAUGUCGGCCACCGAAGCGGCCGAGGAGCUGGAGGAGGUGCAGUCCGACAUUAGGAAGCGCGAGGACGAGUUGAUGCGCUCGCGAAACAGCAACCGCAAGGAAACGGUCGAGCUGGUCCCUCUCAACGACCAUGACAGUAGCAAGGUACAUUCGUCGCCGGAUAACACCGUCGGCGGAAGCACCUUGAACGGAUCGAUCCACUCGCUCGUCUCGAACGGCCACCACGAGCUGCCCGGGUCCAAAACGAUUCGCAUGUCCGCAUCGGCGACGCAGCUGCAGGCAUCGAAUCACCAUCUCCCCAGCCAUCACCUUAACGAUAGUAGUACUAGUAUUAAUAGAAGUAAGCAUGGUUCGUCGAAAAGUCUUGCCGUUACGAUGGGCGAGCAGUACGAGCAACGCCAGCGAACACGAUCGGGAAUCGUGGCCAACGGAGGGAUCAACGCGACCGGUGCGGGCACCGUCGCCAAUGGGACCCUCGCUGCGGGACUGGCCGAUGGAAAUGAUAUUACUGCGCUCGGCUCGACCGGGUCCAUCAGCCAAAGCAAACGGCUGGAGCGGGAAACGACGGCCAGCGUCGUCCAGGACGCCGAAACGGGCGUCAUCCGCAAGAACAAACAGCGCAGUGCGUGGAAUCUUCUGUUCAGAAUCUUCAUGCAGGCCUUCACGAUGACAUUCCUGGCUGAGUGGGGCGACCGGUCCCAGCUGACCACCAUCAUCCUGAGUGCCCGCGAAAACGUGUACGGUGUGAUCAUCGGUGGCGUGAUUGGCCACGCCAUCUGCACCGGGCUUGCCGUGAUAGGAGGCCGUAUGAUCGCGCAGAAAAUCUCCGUCAGAACUGUUACCCUUAUUGGUGGUGUCGUAUUCCUAAUAUUCGCUGUCAGUGCAUUGUUCUUCAGUCCGGAGGAAGAACCUGUCAACGUAUCGCCUUAAAAUGGAAAUCAGGACCCCCGACCUCCCCCGCAUAAGGAAACAGGAUUGUGACCAUUCUUAGCCUAUGUAUUUACUUUAGUUAGGACUUUUUUUUACAACCACCGUCAUACCAACAGUGUACCUCUAUGCGAUAAGUUUAUUUUCAUCCACCAGACCCUCAAUGUGAAUAGUCCAUCUUCGAGCCGAAAGUAAGAAAUGAUAUUAGGUUUUUUGAUCAGUUUAACUUUAGGAAAGGUUAGGUCUCAACUGUGUAAAAAAUUAACUCGCAAAAUGUAAUUGAAAAAGUUUUCUAUAUCCUACAAUCUGGCUGUUUGUGUACGAGAAUCAAUCAAAUAUCAUUACGAAAGUGUUGAAUAAUGGAUGUUAGAAUUUUUGCUUCAAAAGUAGAAGAUUUUGGGUUUCAUCUGCUUCGCAUUUGUAUAUGAUUGAAAAAGAGAAUGUUGUUGAUUGGAUUCCAAUUGCAAGUCAAAAUUGACAUCAGAUGAGAAAGUGAUUCAGUCGUGCGUAUGCGCGAAUUGAUCCGAUUUUGUGUACAGAUAACAGGAGCGAUAUGGUUUAACGGGAAACUCUGAAUACACUGAGUAUGUAUUAUGCUACUUUGAUUAGAAAAAAAUAAUUAGAAUAAAUUCUACUCACAACUGAACAA